AUGGUUGGUCCUACGAUUCAGGACGAUCUAUUCUCAAUAUUAACAAGAUUUCGCACUUUCAAGUGCGCCUUAACUGCCGACGUCACCAAAAUGUACAGACAAGUUUUGGUAGAUCCCAAUCAAACCUCUCUUCAACGCAUUUUGUGGCGUGACUCUAUGAACGAACCAAUUCGAACUUUUGAGCUUCUCACUCUUACAUAUGGCACCGCUGCCGCAUCAUUUUUAGCCAUUCGAUGUCUUAGGAAACUCGCCGAAGACAAUGCCAUCGCAUACCCAAAAGGAUCCAAAGUCGCUUUAAGGGAUUUUUACGUGGACGAUUUGGUAACUGGUGCAAACACAUUACAAGAAGCGUUAGUUAUUAAGUCAGAGACGUCUAAAUUACUAAUAGAAGGAGGAUUUAAAUUGCGAAAGUGGGCCUCUAAUGAACCCUCCCUUCGAGACAAUCAAUUUCUAGAUUCUCAAAAGGAAUUUGUUUUAUCGUGCGAUAAAAAAGACGAGACGCGGACAUUAGGUCUCGUUUGGAACUGUAAGGCAGACCAUUUCAAAUUCUCAAAUAUCGCAUCUUUGCCGCCAUUGUCGACACCAUCUAAAAGAGCUAUAUUGUCAAGAAUUGCAUUAAUCUUUGACCCUCUAGGGCUACUUGGACCUACUACAGUCAUCGCUAAAAUCAUUAUGCAAGAUCUUUGGCGCCUCAAGAUUGACUGGGAUGAAUCUUUGCCCUUAGAUGUGAAUACUAAAUGGAAACGUUAUGAAGCUGAGUUACCAAUGUUAAGAAAUAUAUUUAUACCACGAAGAGUCAUUGCAUUGGAUGACUAUGUCAAGCUAGAAAUACAUGGUUUCGCGGAUGCUAGCGAGAUUGCUUAUGGAGCAUGUGUGUAUGUGCGUGUCACUGAUGCCAAUGAAAAACACUCUACUAGAUUACUUUGUUCGAAAGGUCGAGUAGCGCCCUUGAAGGCUUUAUCUAUUCCACGGCUUGAAUUAUGCGCAGCGCUAUUAUUGGCACAACUCAUCGACAAGGUACUGAAAUGCCUGACUGUCAAAAUAGAUUCGGUUUACUUAUGGACCGACUCUACUAUAGUAUUAGCUUGGCUACAAUCAUGUAGUCGAACUUGGACUACUUUUGUUGCUAAUCGCGUUGGUGAGAUCCAGCAAUUAACUACUCCACAUCACUGGCAUCAUGUCAGCAGUCAAGACAAUCCAGCAGAUCUUUAUUCAAGGGGUGUGACUCCAACAUCGCUACUUCAAUCGCAACUUUGGUGGUCAGGGCCUACAUGGCUAAAUCUCGACAAAGGGAGCUGGCCUCAAUUUCCUUUUGUCAUAAACAAACAGGAGAUUCCUGAAUAUAAGGCUACUGCCAUCACCAUGAUCGCAACGAAACAACCUUUCGACAUAUUUGAACGAUACUCAAAAUUCUUGAAGCUGACUCGCGUGGUAGCGUACAUCUUUCGAUUUUUUAACAACUUAAUGAAGAAGAUCAAACCUUCGAGAAGUUAUCCACUACAACCUGGUGCGGAUAACAGUGUUUCGCCCGAUGAGAUAAAUCAUGCUACUCAAGUUUUGGUGAAAUUGGUCCAGAGAUUACACUUUCCCAAGGAAUUGGAACUACUCAUAAAACAACAAGAUCUGAGCAAGAGUAGUCCCAUUAUACGUCUAAAUCCAUUUGUAGACGAAUCUGGAGUUUUACGAGUCGGAGGUCGGCUCAAGCUAUCUUACCUUCCAUACACUGCCAAAUAUCCAGCAUUACUGCCAGGACAUCAUUCAUUUUCACGUCUCAUUAUAAUUCACGAGCAUGAAAGACAUUUUCAUGCAGGCCCGCAAGCCACUUUGUCUGCUGUUCGUCAAAGCUACUGA
Messenger RNA from Camponotus floridanus (Florida carpenter ant), 1851 nucleotides. RefSeq lists its product as uncharacterized. The transcript has a single exon. The coding region runs from base 1 to 1851 and encodes 616 amino acids. Lineage: Eukaryota; Metazoa; Arthropoda; Insecta; Hymenoptera; Formicidae. The record is from RefSeq and is a predicted model, not a curated record.